AUGACGCGAGUUAGUGACGACAUAUCAUAGCGCGGUGUGGGUUUUUUAGAGAUGAAUGUGUUUUUUUGGUAACACAUCAAAUUUUUUAAUUUUUACUAUAACAGUUUGGCCAACAACCGGUUGAUUCAAAAUGAGCGACGACACAGACUCUCCCCCAGAGAGGGAAAUGAAAGAUUUUCAAUUUCGUCAAAUGAAGAAAAUCCGUGUGUUUGAGUCACCAGAGGAAUUGCCAAAAGAUAGAGCCAGUCUCCUCACAAUUUCAAACAAGUUUGGAUUGACUUUUGUGGGGUUUGGCUCAACAUUAAAAGUUUUUCUAACACAAGACCUCCUUGCCGUUGACAAGUCUGAUGGCAAUGCUAAUGAAAUAAUUGAAGGAAUUGCUGCAGUAGCAGAGGUCGACGUGGGUCUCACCGUACAUCACAUAGCCCUUAGCUGUGAUGAACUGACUCUGUCAGUUUGUGGAAUCUCUGACGAAAUUUUGUCUUUGACAUUUUAUGAUGUCCGUACCUUCAUUAACCAGACCAGAGCCCAGAAGUUACCAUUUGCACUCCUACAGCCUACAGUGCAAUCAAAUACUUUGGUGCAGGAUCUUAGAUGGAACCCAGUUGCAGCAUCUAUGCUGGCAGUUUGCCUUUCUGAUGGCAGCCUGAUGAUUCUGGAUGUUGGUGACACUGUUGUAGUGCAAGCAAACUUGCCAAAUUCCACAGGCAUUACAAGCAUUUGUUGGAGUCCAAAAGGAAAACAAAUUGCUGCUGGAAAAAUGGAUGCCACAGUCUGUCAAUAUAUACCAACCCUGGAAGAAAAGAAAAGAAUUCCUUGUCCAAACUUUUAUACCCCUGACAACCCUGUCAAAGUUCUGGAUGUGUUGUGGUUGAGAACAUAUGUGUUUGCUGUGGUUUAUGCUGCUGCAGAUGGUUCCCCUGAAACACCACCUGAUCUUGUGGUGGUUUUGUUGCCAAAAAAGGAGGAGAAGCAAGAGACAAAAUAUCUUAAUUUCACUGACCCUGUUUAUGGAAGCUGCACUGAGAGGCAGCACCACUACUUUCUCAGCCAAAUAGAGGAAUGGGACCUGUUUUUUGCAGCUUCAGCAGCUUCUCUUGAAGUCUGUCCCAUUGCUCGGCAAGAUGAUAAGAACUGGGAAUUGUGGAUUCUUGAGGAUUCUAGUCGGGCAGAGCUUCCGGUGACUGAAACCAGUGAAGAUACCUUUCCACUUGGCUUGGCAAUAGACUUUACAAACCAACAGGACAUUCGCAUAUCUGAUGAAAAGACGUUGCCUCCAGCACCUGUAAUGCUGGUGCUAUCUACGCAUGGGUUACUCUGCCCAUUCACAUUGCUAAACUUGAACCCGGGGAUGAAGCAACUGGUAUCUCAUCCCACACCUUUGCCCUUGGAGGGGGAAAGGCCACCUAAACCAGCUGCAACUAUAUCUCAGAAGACUCCUCCAUCAAUCCCAUCUGCCCCAACAACAAUUACAGCCUCUGUUGCACUGACUCCUCCUGCCCCUGCAGUGCCCCCUGCUGCACCCUUCAGCACUGCACCUGACGCUCCUGUGUCAUCUUCAGGCUUCACAUUCUCAGUUCCUUCGACUUGUGCCACUUCUGCUCCCUCUGCUUUCUCACUUGGUGCAUCAACAGCCUUUGGUUCAGGGGCCCCAAGCUUCUCCUUUGUCUCUAAACCCCCUUCCGAAACACCUUCAGCAUUGUCUGCGUUCUCCUUUAGUACCCCCUCCACUAAACCUUUGUCUGUGACCACUUCUACGCCUACACCCCAGACUGUUGCUACACCACCUGCUGUUAAACUCAAUCUUACUGAAAGAUUUUCAUCACUAGAGGCAACCACUCCACCCCUGCAGCCAUUUUCAUUCAUAUCAUCUGCUCCUAAAACAGUUGCUUCUAACUCCAGUAACUUCAUGGCCCCUUCCAUGCCAGCUCCCAAACCACCUGCUGUGUUAGCCCCUGUGCGGCCAGUCCAAACCAGUACACCUGCCACUGUUGUCCAGAAACCUACGCCAACAGCACAACCCCCAGUACAGACAUCACAGGGUGCAGUUAGUGUAAAAUCCUUUGAAAAGCAACUACAGCCAAAGAAAGAUUCUGAUCCAAUAAUGGCUGGCAUAUUUGAGGAGAUUGCACACUUUCAAAAAGAACUUGACGACCUUAAAGCGAGAAGUGCAAAAGGUGACUUUAAGGUUGGCACCAAUGAAGAGAUGAAGGAGCUGAGGAAGGAGUCUGAAAACAUGCACAUUUUUACUCUGGAGAUAAAAGAAACCACCGAAUCACUGCAUGGUGAUAUUGGCAUGCUGAAAACGACACUGCUGGAAGGAUUUGCUGGAGCUGAGGAGGCCAAAGCACAGAGUGAACUGAGCAAAGGCCGACAUUACAGACAUCUUCUGUACAAGAGACCUCUAGAUCCACGCAGUGAUGAACAACUGAAGGAAAUCCGUCGGUUGUAUCAGUAUGUCAUGUUUGCGGUGGAAGAUGUCAAUGACGUCUUGGAUGUUGAAUGGGAGAAACAUUUGGAAAAGAAGAAAAAGCAAAAGCAUAUGGUUGUACCAGGGCGUGAAAGCCUUUUCACUACACUGUCUAACAAUCAGUAUAUUAUAAACCAGCAGAAGAACAGACUGGAUCAGUUGGUUAAACAACUGACAUCACUGCAUCUCUACAAUAAGUCACAAUCUAUAACAAGCAGCACAUCAGCAGCUACAUCUACUAUGGAUGAUGAGCUAGACAGUUUAAGGGAUGCACUUUUAAAAGCUAAACUUGAAAGCUCCCCUAAAGACACUCCAAAAUACACAGCGGCCAAGAUCUCACCUGUGAAACAGUCUCAACUGCGCAACUUUUUAUCAAAGGGUCAAAUGCCACCUGUCCGCUCAACUGCACCAGCCAAUCUUUCACGCUCAGCCUUCCUUUCACCAAAAUACUAUGAAGACCUGGAUGAUGUGAGCUCUACAUCCUCUGUGUCCCAGUACUUGGAUCCUAACCCACGUCACUUGGAGCUGGAGGAAGAAGAGGAAGAGGAGGAAUUGCAGCAGGCGUCUUUACCUGUUAUCCCUCACACACUGUCAGCUCCCCGGCACCCCACGGUUGUAAGGACACCCUCUAUCCAACCAGGCUUUGGUGCCAUUCAGUCUACUCCUUUAGCCAAGCUUCAGUCUUUGCAGACGAUGGGCUUUGGACUAAGCCCUAUUCCGAGCCCAGUCCCAAGUAAUAAGAUAAAUCUUAGUGGAGCUGAAAGUACUGCACUUGCCACAAAGACUGUCAAACAUCUCCCAGUAGAGCGAACUCCUGUCGCCAUGUCUGCCCAGCAGGCUGCAGGGACUGCUGCUAUGCGCAGACAAAUGGCCAUUCAAAAGCCAGAUGCUUCUGUUUUUCCCAUACCUGCAAGCAGUGCAACAUUGACAGAAUCUACCCUAAAGACAGUUCCUCAGGUUGUAAAUGUCCAAGAACUGAAAGACAAAGGAUCUGUCCCGGUUUCUUCUGUCACUGGAUCAUCAGUACCUAACCCAGCAGCUCAAGUGGUUCAGCAAGUUUUGACUACAGUGCCCUCUAAUCAGGUGAAAAGAAUACCAGCCCAAGUUUCCCAGAUUUCAACUGAAAGUGUGGCUAGUUCACAGAUGAGUUUUGUUUUUGGGAUGUCUACAACUACUUCUGCAGCAGAGCAAAACAACAGUAAAGGGUUCUCCUUUACUUCGCCCUCUACACCCUUCAGUUUUACAUCUGUUGCACAGGGAAAUGGAAAUUCACAAGCAAAAGAAACUACCAGUAAAUUUUCAUUUGGAAGUAGCAAAACUGUCUUUGGUUCAGCAUCUGAGGAGCCGUUUUCUCUCACCCCAAAGUCCACAUCUCCUACGUUUGGUAAUUCAUCCACCCCAAGCACCGUCGUGGAAGUGGCCAAACCGCCUUCCUCCUUAUCAGCACUUCUCACAGAGCCACAACACCCCAAGACGACAACUGGGGAUACACUGGGUGUCUUUACGGAUAUUCGUUUAGGUCAAGGUGAAGCUAAAGAUACUCCUAGUAAACCUGCUUUCAGCUUUGGCGACAGUGGACUUGAAACAGGAAAGGGAGCUACACAGCUUAGUUUUGGGGCAACCAUCCAGAAGACAACUGAAGAGUCUACUGGAGCUGAGCAACCAAAGGACAGUCUGUUUAAGCCUCCGGAUUCCACAACGAAACAGGCUUUCUCUGUUCCCCAGUCAAGCUCUAUAUCCACAUCUUCACCAACAUCUUUAGUUAGUCUGCUCUCAAAGUCUUCUUCAGAGUCUUCUUCAGGUGACCCUAAAGCUCUGGCCCCAGUCCCUGAGCUCUUACAGCCCCCUGAGAAACCAGCCGAGACACCAAAUGUGGAGCCUUCCAAACCUGCGGUGGCUGAACCUGAGACAGUAGAAACCCAGGAGGCUGCAGCCAUUGCUCCUGUGCCGGACAAUCCAGCUCCUAGCCCCUCACCCCCCGCAGCAGAGGCCUCUCAGACCUCCGUCUCCCCUGCCUCGGAGCCUUCCACUACUCCAGCGCUUCUUACAUCAGAUCCUGCUCCUGUAUCUGCAGCCCAAACCACACCCUCACAGAUGACUAGUUCUGAUACACCUGGCUCUAUAUUCACCCAGCCUCUACCUGCUACCACAGACAGUACCACUGUGGUAGCUUCACCAGUCAUCAAUACUGUUGCCAAUACAGCAACCACACCAACCCCCACUGUUGUAGUCACUGCCACCACCACUACACCUGUUUCUGUAUUUGGGCAACCUGCUGCUGUACCUGCCUCUUCAGCCGCCUCUGUGCCCUCAACUGCAGCACAGCCCACAUCUUUCACUUCAGCUGGAUUUGGUUCAGGUUUUGCAACCCCUGCGUUUGGCCAAGUCAGUGGCUUUGGUCAACCUGUCAGUAGCUCUGGAGCAUCUGGUGGCUUUUCAUUUGGUCAGACUUCAUUUGGUGCAAGUCCAAACACAAGUGCCAGUGGUGGUCUUUUUGGAGGUUCUACAGCAAGCAGUGUGAGCUCCUUCUCCUUCGGAACUAGCAGUGCUAACACAGCUAGCAGUGCUAACACCGCUAACAGCACAGGCACCAGCCUUUUUGGACAGAGCACAACUGCUCCAGUUUUUGGUCAGAGCUCAGGGUUUGGCCAGGCGUCUGUAUUUGGAAGCAACACAACAACGUCGUCCUCAUCAGGCUUCAGCUUUGCACAACCAUCAGGGUUUGGUUCCUCUGCCACCCCUGCUUUUGGCCAACAAGCUAGCACUGGCAGUGUUUUUGGACAGCAGCAAGCAUCCUCUGGCGGUAGCCUGUUCGGCUCCACAGGCAACACUACUGGCUCCUCUGGUGGAGGCUUCUUCAGCGGGCUCGGAGGCAAACCCAGUGAAGAUGCGGCUAACAAGAACCCAUUUGGUUCUACAGCUUCCACUGGAGCCUUUGGGCAACCUGCACAGACAGGGAACAACAGCCUCUUUGGGAACAGUGGAGCCAAGGGCUUCAAUUUUGCGCAAUCUGCUUUUGGAGAGCAGAAAUCUACUGGGACCUUUUCUGCAGGAAGUGGAAGUGUGGCAGCACAAGGCUUCGGUUCAUUCUCUACCCCAACAAAACCAGGUGGCUUUGGCAAUGCACCUGUGUUUGGUAGUUCUCCUUCUUUCGGCGGUUCACCUGCAUUUGGCAGUGGAGCAACUUUUGGGACAGCCCCCUCUUUUAGCAGCCCUCUGGGGUCAUCUGCUGGCAAAGUGUUUGGGGAAGGAACAGCUGCUUCAAGCAUGGGAGGAUUUGGAUUUGGCAGCACUUCUAAUGCCCCCACAUUCGGUGCACUAGCUAAUCAGAGCACCCCUUCAUUUGGGGCUCUAUCCCAGCAAGGGUCCACCUUUGGAACUCAGCCCAGUGGCUUUUCAGGCUUUGGGCAGCAGCAACAAAGUGGAGGGUUUUCUGGAAACGCUUUUGGAUCAUCUAAUCAAUCAAAUUCAACAUUCAGUGGCUGGAGAUAAUAUGGUUAAACGAGAUUAAUCAAGCCAAAUGUAUUUGUACAGCACAUUUAAAAACAACCACAGUUGACCUAAGUGCUGAUCAUGCAACAGUGAAGCCCAGUACACACCAUAAAACAAGAAGUUUAUCUCUGUCACUAUAAUUAGAAUAUUGAAAAAAUUACCUUAUAAUAGUUACUUGUGUUUUUCAUUUCUCAAACUUGGUUUUCUUUUUGUGAAACUUAUAGUGUAACAUGUAACAUUUUGUUUCAUGUGGCACUUGUUUGGAUCAAGUACUUCAUUCAGAUAUAUAAUGUUGAUUGUAAAAAAAAAAAAAAAAAAAUGUUUUCUAUUCUUGCUACAUUUUUUCAUGUUAAUGUAGACAAACGUUGCCUAGAAUAAUUGUAUUUUAAUAAAACCACAGCUUUACAAACCCAUGUCUUAAUUUUUAGAACUU
Boleophthalmus pectinirostris (great blue-spotted mudskipper) is the source of this 6395-nucleotide messenger RNA. RefSeq names its product nucleoporin 214 (gene nup214). Gene Ontology annotation, molecular function: protein binding; structural constituent of nuclear pore. Gene Ontology annotation, biological process: RNA export from nucleus; protein import into nucleus. NCBI's taxonomy places the organism in Eukaryota, Metazoa, Chordata, Actinopteri, Gobiiformes, Gobiidae. Gene Ontology annotation, cellular component: nuclear pore. The record is from RefSeq and is a predicted model, not a curated record.